AUGAACAAUGCCCGUACAUGGCAGAAUACUGGGGAUGAGUCUCUAGCUAAUCUUUGCUUAUCACCUUCAGACUUCAAACGUGCACUAUCUAUCAUCUCAGAAGUACCCGAGUCUCUCCUGAGAGCUGAACUUGUUCGCAGAGAUGCGGCAGGAGAUGCGCCCUCGUGCGGUUCCGAGGAACGGGGCACAUACAACACGCCCCUGCAUGUUAUGGCACUAUUCCUUAUCUUGGGCUUAAGUACACUUGCAUGCUCAUUCCCCGUCCUUGCUCGUCGCUUUCCUGGCCUUCCAAUUCCGCGUCGUUUUCUCUUCGUAUCAAGGCAUUUCGGUACAGGUGUUUUGAUUGCGACAGCGUUUGUCCACUUGCUCCCGACGGCAUUUGUUUCCUUGACGGAUCCUUGUCUCCCUCGCUUCUGGAGUCAUACAUACCGCGCCAUGGCUGGAUUUGUCGCCAUGUUGGCAGUUUUUGCCGUAGUUUUGGUGGAAAUGUUUUUCGCCAUGAAAGGAGCAGGACAUGUACACAGCAGUGACUACGACAACUUACUCGGUGAUAUGGGACGUGAAUCCUUGGGCGAGUUUGGACAUGAUGCCACGAACUACUCCCGUUUGGAAGAAGCACAAGGCGCACAUGGUGGUAUUCGUCUAGAAGGUGUUCGUCAGACUGGUCGGAGGGGUUCCGACGAACCCGCUUCUGGCUCUUCGCAUGACUCGGAACGGCCGGCUGGUUCUCGGCUAGAUAAGGAGGAAGAUGAGGACGACACUAGCCUUGAUGAGCUUGAUGUUUAUGGUGAUGAUAUGCCCUCUCCUGUACCUCGGUCAGGCGCGCAGUCACAUCACCACCAUUCACGCUCGCAUAGCAAUGGUCAUCUUCGGCAGCAGUCGGAAUUACCUCUGCAAAACCCACAGCGUCAACUCUUACAAUGCCUGCUUCUGGAAGCGGGUAUCCUAUUCCACAGUAUCUUUAUUGGCAUGGCCCUCAGUGUCGCAACUGGGACCUCUUUUAUUGUGCUUCUCAUCGCUAUCAGUUUCCAUCAGACCUUUGAGGGUUUUGCACUUGGUUCGCGCAUUGCCUCUCUCAUUCCUGAUCUUUUCGAACCGUCUUCUGCGAAGCCUUGGCUGAUGUGCCUGGCUUAUGGAACAACCACUCCACUUGGUCAGGCCAUUGGCCUGGUCCUACACAAUAUGUAUGACCCUGCAAGUACCACAGGUCUGCUUAUGGUUGGCAUUACCAACGCUAUCAGCAGUGGUCUCUUACUCUUCGCUGGUUUGGUAGAGCUCCUUGCGGAAGACUUCCUGAGUGAGGAAAGCUACGGGACUCUCAAGGGUAAACGCCGGGUGGAGGCAUGCAUAUCGGUUGCCUGUGGCGCUCUGCUAAUGGCAUUCGUUGGUGCCUUUGCCUAA
Molecule: messenger RNA, 1401 nt
Organism: Penicillium malachiteum
Lineage: Eukaryota; Fungi; Ascomycota; Eurotiomycetes; Eurotiales; Aspergillaceae
Product: putative ZIP family zinc transporter
Exons: 3
Coding region: 1-1401 (466 amino acids)
Biological process (GO): zinc ion transmembrane transport
Cellular component (GO): plasma membrane
Molecular function (GO): zinc ion transmembrane transporter activity
Source: RefSeq, a predicted model, not a curated record